Cajanus cajan (pigeon pea) is the source of this 5305-nucleotide messenger RNA. NCBI's taxonomy places the organism in Eukaryota, Viridiplantae, Streptophyta, Magnoliopsida, Fabales, Fabaceae. The record is from RefSeq and is a predicted model, not a curated record.
GUGAAUGAUAAUUAUGGUACUACAAAGGAGAUUAAAAAGGAUUAUUAUUAUUUUUUUUCUUUCUGAGAUGAAGUGAAAUAAAAAAAAGAUGAAUCUAACAAAGCAGCGAUGAGUGAGCGCGGAGAGUGUGGGAGCCAAACUUGCAAAGAAAAUUUAAGAAAAGGAGUGAUGGUGUAAUAAUGAAUGACAUAUAAUGAAGUGAGAAUUGGAUCAUCCAUGAAGUGCAAAUCGGUAGCCUGCAUAUGGUCCGGCACGCCCUUCCCUCACCGCGUCACCGCCGUCGCCGCCCUAACCGAACCACCAACGCCGUCCUUCUAUACCGCCGGAUCCGAUGGCUCCGUCAUCUGGUGGUCCCUCUCCCAUUCCAAUCCCACUUCCCCGCCGCAAGUUCAGGCGGUCGCCGUGUUGUGCGGUCACGCCGCACCGGUCACCGAUCUCGCCGUUUGCAGUCCCAUCGCCGGUGCAGAAAACGGUUUCGGUUCAAGUACAAGUAAAUUCACUGCGUUGAUAAGUGCGUGCUGUGAUGGUUUUUUGUGUGUGUGGAGCAAAAACAGUGGUCAUUGCCGGUGCCGGAGGAAAUUGCCACCGUGGGUGGGAACUCCUCGCAUAAUUCGAACCUUGCCUUCAACUCCGAGAUACGUAUGUAUAGCUUGUUCUUUUGAUGAUUACUCUGUUAUAAAUGAAGGUGCUAUUGAUAGAGAAACUCAGCCUAGGAAGCCCUCUAAGUGCACUAUUCUUAUUGUGGACACGUAUUCGCUUUCCAUUACUCAAACUGUGUUUCAUGGAAUCCUAUCUAUUGGUCCCAUUAGGUUUAUGGCUCUGGUGUUAGGCGAUGGUGAGAAGAGGAACUCGGUGUUUGUGGCCGAUUCGGCUGGGAGGGGGCAGAUGGUUUUGAUUUCGGAGGAUGGAGGGGAAAGCUUGGCGGCUUCACUUGGAGAUCAAGGUCAAUUGGAGAGUUCUUUUUGCUAUGAGGGAUUGAGUGGUGUGGAGAAAAUUGAGUCGGUUUUGACGUAUGGAAAUCUUGUUGCUUUUAUAUUGAAAGACAGGUGUGUGUUUAGGUUGUUGAAUGGUGAUACUGUGAUUGGAGAGGUUUCUUUUGUGGACAGUCUGUUUGGUUUGGAUUGGGGUUCUGCUAAAACAUAUGCUAUUGGUGGCAUUUUUCUUGAAAGUGACAAUGUGGGGAAUGCCAAUGAAGAUGGAAAUUCAAUUACAGUACAAUUUGUUCUGUGGAAUAAUGUAGGUUAUGCAGUUAUAUAUAAUGUGUCGUAUAAGAAUGAUGUUUUUCUUUGUGAACCCCAUUCUGAGAUUCCCGGGGCUUGUUAUCAACCUGACGUGAGACUAUCUGUUUCUUUCCAACAAGUAAAUCGAUAUCUUGUGUGCAUCAAGUCAGUUUGCUUUAAUUAUGAGGACCCUUUACUAUGGAGACCGUUUGCCACAGUCUGGUCACUGCACCAUUUUGAUGAUGAACCUGGUAGAUUGUACCGUCAAUGCAGAGUUAUCAGUGAUGGUGUAUCUUUCUCAAACUGGUUUGAGAAGUCUACUCAGCUCAAGGGACUGGAUGGUCUAGAGACUACACCUACUUUUGGUGCGAGUCCUAGUUCUGAUGAUGUAGACAACACAAAUGUGGAUAGCACAAGUAAUUAUUAUGAUUACAAAGGGAAGGUAGUUUCUUCUUCCAUGAUUAUCUCUGAGAACCUCUUUACUCCUUAUGCUGUUGUAUAUGGUUUUUUAAGUGGAGAAAUAGAGGUUGUGAGAUUCGAUCUGUUUCAAGGGAUUUGCUUCGAUGGUGCAAGUUCCAAUCCUGAUGAAAAAUCAACUUCAUGCAAACAGUACUUCUCAGGACAUACGGGUGCUGUACUUUGUUUGGCAGCACAUCAAAUGAUGGGUAGUGCCAAAAGCUGGACUUUUAAACGGGUUUUGGUGUCUGGAAGUAUGGAUUACACAGUUCGUAUAUGGGAUCUUGACACUGGCAGUCUUAUUAUGGUAAUGCAUCAUCAUGUGGCUCCUGUGCGUCAAAUUAUUCUUCCCCCUUCUUUGACCGUGCAUCCAUGGAGUGAUUGCUUCCUUUCAGUUGGAGAGGAUGCAUGUGUUGCUCUUGUUUCUCUUGAGACUCUGCGAGUGGAGAGAAUGUUUCCUGGACACAUGAACUAUCCUUCUAAAGUUAUAUGGGAUGGAGCAAGAGGUUAUAUUUCAUGUCUCUGUCAAACACAUUACGGAACUUCUGAUGCUACUGAUGUAUUAUACAUUUGGGAUGUAAAGACAGGUUCACGCGAGCGAGUCCUACGUGGGACCGCUGCGCAUUCAAUGUUUGAUCAUUUUUGCAAAAGCAUAAGCAUGAAUUCCAUAUCAGGCACAUUGCUGAAUGGAAAUACAUCAGUCUCUUCAUUACUUCUUCCAAUAGUUGAUGAUGCAAGGUUCUCUAAUUCCCCCUUAAAUCGGUCAGACAACAUGCUUACUUCAUCAAGAUCGUCACCAAAUAUUUCAAAUAUGACUGAGCUGAAUUCUUCCAAAACAAAUGCAGGUAAAGGAAAUUCAUUGAAGCCAAAAUUGUCCUCUCUGACUGGUCUUUUGAGUAGCAAGCUUCCUAUCAAAUGCUCUUGCCCAUUCCCGGGGAUUGUGUCUCUGUGUUUUGAUCUUACAUCAUUGAUGCUCUCUUAUCAAAAGAAUGAGUCCAUGGAAAAUGGUGGUGGCAAGCCAGUGAAUAUCAAUUUGAAGCAACAGGGAGCCCAGGAACAAAAUCCCAGCCACCAUACUUCAAAAACUUUUGAGGGUCAUGACUUGAUUAGCCUAUUCGAAGAAUACUUACUUCGAUAUAGCUUGUCAUUUCUGCAUUCGUGGAGUGUAGACAAAGAACUUGAUAAUUUGCUGAUAAGUGACAUGAAGCUGAGGAGACCAGAAAAUUUUAUAGUAGCUUCUGGUCUGCUGGGGGAUAAAGGGUCAUUGACAUUGACGUUUCCCGUUCAGAGUGCUACUCUUGAGCUCUGGAAAUCAUCAUCUGAGUUUUGUGCAAUGAGAUCAUUGACGAUGGUAUCCCUUGCCCAACGUUUGAUUAGCUUGUCUCACUAUGGUUCAGCAGCCAGCAGUGCUUUAGCAGCCUUUUAUACUCGGAAUUUCCUGGAAAAUUUUCCAGAUGUGAAGCCACCUUCAUUACAGCUCUUGGUGGCUUUUUGGCAAGAUGAAAGUGAACAUGUACGUAUGGCUGCACGUUCUAUAUUUCACUGUGCUGCCUCUCAUGCUAUUCCUCUGCCUCUAUGCAAUUCAAAAGCCACUGAGUCACACAAUAUGGGUUCCCGAACUGGAAGUAGAGACAAACAUCUAGGAAAUAUGACAGAAGAAAGCAUAUCUCCUAAGGCAGAAAAACAAGGAAUUUCCCAAGAUGAGGAAUCUAAGAUACUUGCUUGGCUGGAGUCAUUUGAAGUGCAAGAUUGGAUUUCUUGUGUUGGUGGAACCAGUCAGGAUGCAAUGACAUCCCACAUUAUUGUUGCUGCUGCACUGGCUAUCUGGUACCCUAGUCUUGUGAAGUCAAGUCUUGCCGCACUAGUUGUUCAUCCAUUAAUGAAAUUGGCUAUGGCUAUGAAUGAGAAGUACAGCUCCACUGCUGCUGAGCUCCUUGCAGAGGGUAUGGAGAGUACAUGGAAAGAAUGCAUAGUCUCUGAGAUUCCUCGCCUGAUUGGGGAUAUUUUUUUCCAAGUAGAGUUGAGUGGCCCAUCUUCCAAGUCAGUGACAGAAAUUUCAGAAGCAUCUUUUUCUAUUAAACAGACUUUGGUGGAGGUUCUUCUUCCAAGUUUAGCUAUGGCUGAUAUACCAGGCUUUUUGACUGUGAUAGAAAGCCAAAUUUGGUCUACUGCAUCUGAUUCACCUGUCCACAUGGUGUCCUUGUUGACUCUUAUAAGGAUCAUGCGUGGUUCUCCGAAGAAUUUGGCUCAAUACCUUGACAAGGUGGUCAGCUUCAUUUUACAGACUAUAGAUCCUAGCAACUCAGUCAUGCGGAAGGCAUGCUUCCAGAGUUCAAUGACAACUUUCAAGGAAGUUGUACGUGUAUAUCCCAUGGUUGCUGUCAAUGAUUCAUGGACCAAACUUGCAGUUGGAGAUGUGAUUGGAGAAGUUAACAACGCAAACAUUAGGGUUUAUGAUAUGCAGAGUGUGACAAUGGUAAAGGUUUUGGAUGCAAGUGGCCCUCCAGGACUUCCAACUCUGCUCACAGCAGCAACAUCAGGAACAAUGUUGACUACUGCAAUUUCAGCACUGAGCUUUUCACCAGAUGGAGAGGGGCUGGUUGCUUUUUCUGAACAUGGGCUGUUGAUUAGAUGGUGGUCACUGGGAUCUUUCUGGUGGGAGAAACUAAGCCGGAACUUUGUUCCUGUUCAGUGCACCAAACUAAUCUUUGUUCCUCCCUGGGAAGGAUUUUCACCUAAUUCAUCCAGGUCAAGCAUAAUGGCCAAUAUUUUGGAAACUGACAGGCAGCUGAACUUCCAGGAUAAUGCGAAGGAUUCAAAUCACGGGGACUGUCUGAAACAAUUGCUUCAUAACCUGGAUCUGUCCUAUAGACUAGAAUGGGCUGAGGGGCGGAAAGUACUUCUUACAAGGCAUGGUCAUGAAUUGGGCACUUUUCAGUUAUAAGCAGUGCUGACUCUUUGAAAUUCUUGCUGGGAAUUUUCAUUGAUUUCAUAAUUUUAGUGGUGGCUAUCAGCAACAGAAGAUUUUUUAUUAGCUCGUACUAGCACACUGUUUGAGGAGGUAUUCAUUGGAGCUCUUAUAAUUGGACACUGUCACUGCCUUUGUGAAGAUUUAUCGAGAUCAACUUGAUGGUAACAUGAACCAAUUAGAUGGUCUUAGUGUGGCUUGAGAUAAAUUUGGCUAUCUUUUGGAUAAAAUACUGGGAAAAGGAAGAACUGAGUCUUACACUAUAUAGGAACCGUUAAUUAAUUUGCAGUUAGGGACCGAAUAGUUACAAAAGUUAUUCAAUAUGAAUAACCACUCUCUGACUAUUUGGUCACUAUCUGUGAAUAAGUAGUUUGUUAAGUCCCCAAAGAAAAAUUGGAAAUAUUAGCCUUCAUAGGUCAAUUUGAGCAAUCUUUUAUAUGUAACUUGAGAGAAAUUAUGUUGAUCUGUCCCCAAUUUUACAGAGAGCACCCUCCCCCCUCUCAAAUUUUGUACAGGACUCUGGCUUCUCAUGUAGUUUAUUUGAGGUUUUAUUUAUUUAUUUAUUUUUUUGUGAUGAUCAACAUUAAGAUUAAUAUGGUCACAUAAUAUUUUGAGUAAACAAGGGAAAGCAAAUAAAAGAAGUCCAUGAUUAUAUGCGGUA